AUGUCAAUGUUCACCAUGUCUCAACACCAGUACGCCUACCCGGCCACUGCUCCCGCACCCAGAGCAUACUCGGGCCAUGGUACCAGCAGCGCCUUCAGUAGCUCUGCCAACCCCGACGAAGACUGGACCAAGAUCUCUGACCUUGCUGAGCGCCGGAGGAUCCAGAACCGCAUUGCCCAGCGCAACUACCGUAAGAAACUCAAGAGACGCUUGGAAGACCUCGAGAGGCGUGCCGGCCAGGAAGGUACAUCUACCACAGAGAAGCCUGCUCAGACCAAGACCAAGAAGCCUGCGAACAAGACACAAAAACCGCCAGCCCCGACAAAGGCCAUGAAUCAGGGCCAGUUCACCCCUCCAAUGCAAGACGACGAAGUUUUCUUUGCCCAACACUACGAGGAUGGCCGUGAGAGAUCCAACACGCCCCCGUUCCUUGCAUACUCUGCGUACCCCCCGCCCGAGGAGAUGAUUAUGGCUCCCGCAUACACUACACUACCGUACCCCAUGUCCACUGCUGAGGCGUACCCUGGAUACCUCGCGCCCGCAGUGCCGGUGACGUUGCCACCCAUGAACCACUUCAACGACGCUAUAAAGCGUGAAUCGUACCCGAGCGACGACGGCUUUCCCCCAUACAUGAACUACGGCUAUAUGCCUGGUAUCGACAUGCAUGCGCCCGGCUCCUACGACACCGCGAACCCUCAUACCCCUCCGCUCUCGCACUCUUUCGACCACUCAGCCAACUGCUCCGACGCUGGUUACGAGUAUCCCACUACACCACUAUCGAUGCCAGGAUCUCCUGGUAUGGCCCAGCAAUAG
Colletotrichum graminicola M1.001 is the source of this 813-nucleotide messenger RNA. RefSeq lists its product as uncharacterized. The record is from RefSeq and is a predicted model, not a curated record. Gene Ontology annotation, molecular function: DNA-binding transcription factor activity. Gene Ontology annotation, biological process: regulation of DNA-templated transcription. Lineage: Eukaryota; Fungi; Ascomycota; Sordariomycetes; Glomerellales; Glomerellaceae. The transcript is spliced from 3 exons. Bases 1 to 813 code for a protein of 270 amino acids.